AUCCGCAGAAGCUCUACGAGGAGCAGUGUGUCGCACUGCAGCCGGCUGGACCAGUUUGAGAUCCGAACACUCCUGAUGUGCUACCUCUACAUUGUGAAGAUGAUCUCUGAAGAUACUCUUCUAGCUUACUGGAACAAGUUCUCCCCUCAAGAGCUGAUCAAUGUCCUUAUGCUUCUGGAGGUGUGUUUAUUUCACUUCAGAUAUGUGGGGAAGAGAAAUAUUGCCAGGGUGCAGGACGCCUGGUUAUCCAAGCACACAGGAGCCGAUAGGAAAUCUCAAACGAUGCCAGCACUCCGCAGCAGAGCUGGGGGGAUGCAGGUGCGGCUCCAGCAUCUGGGCAGUUUGGAGACCUCCUUCACGCUCAACCACAAUGCAGGCACCUCAGAAGCAGAUAUCAUGCACCAGGCUUUACUGGAGGGCAAUAUUGCAACUGAAGUGUGCCUGACAGUCCUGGAUACCAUCUCUUUUUUCACUCAGAGUUUUAAGACCCAGCUUUUGAGCAACGAUGGCCACAAUCCACUCAUGAAGAAGGUUUUUGAUAUUCAUCUAGCUUUUCUCAAAAAUGGGCAGUCAGAAGCAGCUCUUAAGCACGUGUUCGCCUCUCUGAGAGCUUUCAUUAGCAAGUUUCCCUCAGCAUUUUUCAAGGGAAGGGUGAACAUGUGUGCUGCCCUCUGCUAUGAGAUCCUGAAGUGUUGCACUUCCAAGGUGUCCUCCACAAGGAAUGAAGCCUCAGCUCUUCUGUAUCUCCUGAUGAGAAAUAACUUUGAGUUCACCAAAAGGAGAACGUUUCUGAGAACACAUCUUCAGAUAAUAAUUGCAGUGAGCCAAUUAAUAGCAGAUGUGGCACUUAGCGGUGGGACAAGAUUUCAAGACUCCUUGCUCAUCAUUAACAACUUUGCAAACAGUGACAGGCCUAUGAAGGCAACUGCUUUUCCUUCUGAAGUCAAAGAUUUAACAAAGAGAAUCCGUACAGUGCUUAUGGCUACCGCUCAAAUGAAAGAACAUGAAAAGGAUCCAGAAAUGUUGAUAGAUCUACAGUACAGUUUAGCCAAAUCUUAUGCAAGUACUCCAGAGCUCCGGAAAACAUGGCUGGACAGUAUGGCAAAGAUACAUGUAAAAAACGGAGACUUUUCAGAGGCAGCCAUGUGUUAUGUUCAUGUAGCAGCCCUUGUUGCAGAGUUUCUGCACAGGAAAAAACUCUUCCCCAGUGGAUGCACUGCUUUCAGGAAAAUCACUCCCAACAUUGACGAAGAAGGUGCAAUGAAAGAAGAUGGUGGGAUGAUGGAUGUACAUUACAGUGAGGAAGUCCUGGUGGAGCUGCUGGAGCAAUGUGUAGAUGGCCUGUGGAAAGCAGAGCGUUAUGAAACAAUUUCUGAAGUUUCCAAACUGAUCAUUCCUAUUUAUGAGAAGCGGCGUGAAUUUGAGAAACUUACUCAGCUGUACAGAACACUUCAUGGAGCGUAUGCUAAGAUAUUGGAAGUAAUGCACACAAGGAAGAGGCUUCUUGGAACCUUUUUCAGAGUGGCCUUUUAUGGACAAACAUUCUUUGAAGAAGAAGAUGGGAAGGAAUACAUCUAUAAGGAACCCAAGCUGACGGGCCUCUCAGAGAUCUCCUUCAGACUGCUUAAACUUUAUGGAGAAAAAUUUGGGUCAGAUACUGUAAAGAUUAUCCAGGAUUCUAACAAGGUCAACAUUAAAGACCUUGAUCCUAAAUAUGCCCAUAUUCAAGUGACUUAUGUGAAGCCGUAUUUUGAAGACAAAGAAAUCUCUGAAAGAAAGACUGAGUUUGAAAGAAAUCAUAACAUCAAUAGAUUUGUAUUUGAAACUCCUUACACUUUAUCUGGAAAAAAGCAUGGCAGUGUGGAAGAACAGUGUAAAAAAAGGACUAUUGUAACUACUUUGAACUCCUUUCCAUACGUAAAGAAGAGAAUUCCAGUCAAUUAUGAACAUCAGGUUAAUUUAAAACCAAUUGAUGUCGCCACUGAUGAAAUAAAAGACAAGACAGCAGAGCUGCAGAAACUCUGCUCUGCUGGUGAUGUUGACAUGAUCCAGCUGCAACUCAAAUUGCAGGGCUGUGUUUCUGUGCAGGUUAAUGCUGGUCCCUUGGCCUACGCUAGAGCUUUCCUAAGUGACUGCCAGUCCAGCAAAUAUCCUACUAAGAAGGUGAAUGAGUUAAAAGAAAUGUUCAGGAAGUUCAUACAAGCCUGUGGAAUUGCUCUGGAGCUCAACGAGCGACUCAUUAAGGAGGAUCAAGUGGAGUACCACGAGGGUCUAAAAUCAAACUUUCGGGAUAUGGUGAAAGAGCUUUCUGACAUCAUCCACGAACAGAUCUACCAUGAAGAUACAAUGCAUUCGCCAUGGAUGCAUGACUCCCUACAUGUCUUCUGUGCGAUCAGCGGAACAUCUGGUGAUGGAAGUUACUGUUCACUCAGACCCACUGCUGAAAUAUAAACAUAUCAGUCAUGUUU
This is a messenger RNA of Leptosomus discolor (cuckoo roller), 2468 nucleotides long. NCBI's taxonomy places the organism in Eukaryota, Metazoa, Chordata, Aves, Leptosomiformes, Leptosomidae. The record is from RefSeq and is a predicted model, not a curated record.